AUGCAGCCACCCCCUCGACGAUCAGCUGACUCCGCCGUCAAGAGGAUAAAGCGAUUCAUCGAGAAGAUCCUGUGUAAGGCGCCAUCGCUGUUGCUGCCACUGCCUCAGCCGACUGUGGAGGCACAACCAAAGUUGCCGACCCGCAGCAGGAGGAUCGCCGCACAACCGCUCUCACGUGUCCUAGCUUCUAAACGGGGAGAGGUGCUGAUGAUGAAGCGGAUGGGAUUCCUCGACGGUCAGACGAGGCCGUCCACGACAGUUGUGGACGCCUACGACAGCAUCUUUGUCGACCAGCUCAACCCCUCGUAUGCUGAGGCAAUGUGA
This is a messenger RNA of Miscanthus lutarioriparius, 324 nucleotides long. The record is from the annotation of a GenBank genome assembly. Lineage: Eukaryota; Viridiplantae; Streptophyta; Magnoliopsida; Poales; Poaceae.